AUGGCCGUCGCAGCUGCACAGAAGAACCGCGAAAUGUUCGCAAUCAAGAAGUCCUACAGCAUUGAGAACGGCUACCCAUCUCGCCGUCGCUCGCUUGUGGACGAUGCACGGUUCGAAACACUUGUUGUAAAACAGACCAAGCAAAGCGUUUUGGAAGAGGCACGCGCCCGCGCUAAUGACUCUGGCUUGGAAUCCGAAUUUAUCCAAGACGUCGCUCAUUUAAGCAACGGUGACAAAACACCAACCGUCGAAGAUGGAACUCAUCAGGACGAAACCAAGAACGGCCAACUUGCAGAUGCAGAUGUCGGUGACGAUGGAGGAAAGAAAGACGAAGAUUAUACUCUGACUGAAGAAGAAGUUAUCCUCCAAAAUGCUGCAAGUGAAAGUCCUGAUGCAGAGCAUGCUGUACAAAAAGCUGCUCUUUUACUCCGCUUGCGAGAUGGAAUGGGCUCUCUCGCUCGCAUCCUAAAAACCAUCGACAACUACAAGGGCUGUGUUGAACAUUUGGAGACCCGACCCUCCCAAGAAGACGGCAUGCAGUUUGACGCUCUCGUGAAAGUUCGCAUGUCCCGUACGAACUUACUCCAACUAAUAAGGGCUCUCCGCCAGUCUACAUCCUUCGCCGGAGUUAACCUUCUAUCUGAAAACAACCUCACCAACAAAACUCCAUGGUUCCCUCGCCACGCCGUCGACCUCGACAACUGCAACCACCUCAUGACCAAAUACGAGCCAGAACUCGACAUGAACCACCCAGGCUUCGCUGACAAGCAGUACAGAGAGCGCAGAAAGCAGAUCGCCGUGAUUGCCUUUGCUUACAAAUACGGUGACCCAAUUCCAUCGAUCUCUUACACUGAGUCUGAGAACUCUACAUGGCAGCGAGUUUUCAACACUGUAUUGGAUCUGAUGCCAAAACACGCGUGCAGGGAAUACAAAGCAGCGUUCAACAAGCUGCAAGAGGCUGAUAUCUUUGUUCCACACCGAAUUCCUCAACUAGAGGAUGUUAGUAACUUCCUUCGUAAGCACACUGGAUUUACCCUACGUCCUGCCGCUGGUUUACUGACUGCUAGGGACUUCUUGGCUUCGCUCGCUUUCCGUGUCUUCCAAUCUACGCAAUAUGUACGUCACGCUAACUCACCCUUCCACACACCUGAACCCGAUUGCAUUCAUGAACUUCUUGGACACAUCCCACUCUUGGCCGACCCCAGCUUCGCUCAAUUCUCACAGGAAAUAGGACUUGCCUCUCUCGGUGCUUCCGACUCUGAAAUCGAAAAGCUUUCCACUGUUUACUGGUUCACGGUUGAAUUUGGACUUUGCAAAGAGAACCAACAACUUAAGGCAUAUGGUGCAGCUCUUCUUUCUUCUAUCGGCGAACUUUUGCAUGCUUUAAGUGAUAAGCCAGAGCUACGUGCAUUCGAACCUGCAUCCACAUCAAUGCAACCAUACCAAGAUCAAGAAUAUCAACCAAUCUACUACGUAGCCGAGAGCUUCGAGGAUGCCAAAGAUAAAUUCAGACGUUGGGUGUCAACCAUGUCAAGACCAUUCGAGGUCCGUUUUAACCCACACACAGAGCGCGUCGAGGUCCUCGACUCAGUGGACAAACUGGAGACCCUCAUCUGGCAAUUGAACACGGAGAUGCUACACCUGACCAACGCCAUCAAGAAGCUCAAAAGCUCGCAUUUCGAAUAA
Pieris macdunnoughi is the source of this 1686-nucleotide messenger RNA. The record is from the annotation of a GenBank genome assembly. Lineage: Eukaryota; Metazoa; Arthropoda; Insecta; Lepidoptera; Pieridae.